Molecule: messenger RNA, 2460 nt
Organism: Ictalurus punctatus (channel catfish)
Lineage: Eukaryota; Metazoa; Chordata; Actinopteri; Siluriformes; Ictaluridae
Gene: slc5a2
Product: solute carrier family 5 member 2
Exons: 15
Coding region: 139-2136 (665 amino acids)
Biological process (GO): transmembrane transport; sodium ion transport
Cellular component (GO): plasma membrane
Molecular function (GO): D-glucose:sodium symporter activity
Source: RefSeq, a predicted model, not a curated record
CCCAGAACAAAGGUCUUACUUUCCCAGCCUCAGACUCCACCGCUGCUUUGGACACAUCUGUAUUUCGUGAAGCGACGCUAAACUGGGGGUUAAAAAAUAAUAUUACCUUCCAAUCGAAUAGAACUGGUAGGGGGAAAAAUGAAUAAAUCCGUUGAGGAUUCAGGAAAUCGUGUCACCAUCAACAACCCAGCAGACAUCGCUGUAAUUAUUGGCUACUUUGUGAUUGUCAUUGGAGUUGGAAUUUGGUCAAUGUUUAAGACUAAUCGCGGCACAGUAGGUGGCUACUUUCUCGCUGGGCGUACGAUGGUGUGGUGGCCAGUAGGAGCUUCUCUAUUUGCGAGCAACAUCGGCAGUGGCCAUUUUGUUGGCCUCGCAGGAACGGGUGCUGCCAGUGGGAUCGCUGUAGGCAGUUUUGAGUGGAACGCUUUAUUCAUUGUGCUGCUGCUGGGAUGGCUGUUUGUACCUGUGUAUUUGACAGCUGGAGUGAUCACUAUGCCACAAUACCUGAAGAAGAGAUUUGGUGGGACUAGGAUCAGUUUGUACCUCUCGGUCAUCUCACUUUUCCUCUACAUCUUCACUAAGAUCUCUGUGGACAUGUUCUCUGGAGCAGUGUUCAUACAGCAAGCCCUCGGUUGGAAUAUCUACAUCGCAGUCAUUGCUUUGCUUUCCAUAACAGCGCUCUAUACUGUGACAGGUGGUUUGGCAGCUCUGAUGUAUACCGACACAGUCCAGACCUUUGUGAUCAUUGCUGGAGCCUUUGUCCUCAUGGGAUUCUCCUUUUAUGAGGUUGGAGGCUACAGUGCUUUACUAGAUAAAUAUAGUUCAGCUUUACCAUCGAUAAGCCUGUCCCCAGACCUACAGCGUCUUAACAUCUCCCCACACUGUUACACGCCGCGUGAGGACGCCUUCCACCUGCUGAGGGAUCCUGUGAAUGGAGACCUGCCAUGGCCUGGUGUGUUAUUUGGCAUCGCUAUUGUAGGAGGAUGGUACUGGUGCACUGACCAGGUCAUUGUUCAGCGCUGUUUAGCUGCCCGCAGUCUGACUCAUGUCAAAGCUGGAUGCAUCUUGUGCGGCUACUUGAAACUGCUGCCUAUGUUCCUCAUGGUGUUCCCAGGCAUGAUCAGCAGAGUCCUUUACCCUGAUGAGGUCGGGUGUGUGGUGCCAGACGAAUGUAAGAGAGUGUGUGGGACAGAAGUUGGCUGCUCUAACAUCGCUUACCCCAAACUGGUGGUCUCCAUCAUGCCCAGUGGUCUGAGAGGAUUAAUGCUGGCCGUCAUGCUUGCAGCCCUCAUGAGCUCUUUAGCCUCCAUCUUCAACAGCAGCAGCACCUUGUUCACCAUGGACAUAUGGACACGCAUCAGGCCUCAAGCCCGAGACAGAGAGCUCAUGAUAGUUGGAAGGAUAUGGGUGCUCUGCAUUGUUGCAAUCAGCAUUUGUUGGAUCCCUGUGGUCCAGGCCGCCCAGAGUGGUCAGUUAUUCGACUAUAUCCAGUCAGUAACUAGUUACCUGGCCCCGCCUAUAGCAGCAGUCUUCUUUCUGGCUAUUUUUGUGAAGCGAGUUAAUGAGUCGGGGGCUUUUUGGGGCCUGACGGGUGGCCUGGUCAUGGGUUUGUGCCGCAUCGGUCCUGAAUUCUACUUUGGAUCGGGUAGCUGUCUCAUUCCUUCCAAAUGCCCUUCACUUAUUUGUGGGGUUCAUUACCUGUACUUUGCGGUGCUGCUCUUCUUCUGUACUGGCAUUCUAGUGCUCCUCGUGAGCUACUGCACAUCACCUAUAGACGACAAACACCUUCAUCGGCUUGUCUUUAGCUUGCGAUACUCGAAGGAAGAGAGGGUAGAUCUGGACUGGGAGGAAGAGGAACGAGGAAGGAAUGCUCGCAGAGAAGCGGAGGAAAAAAAUAAAGCCGUGUGUGACGAGGACAAAACUGGAAACGGGCGUAAAUCUGGACUUUCCCGUUUAAUCGCCUGGUUCUGUGGCUUAAGUGGAUCUCAGGCUCCUGAACUGACCGAAGAAGAAGUCAUAGAAGCAGCCAAAGAACUGCCAGAUAUAAGUGAAGACCCAGUCUGGAAGCACGUUGUCAAUGCCAAUGCACUGAUCAUGAUGGCAGUGGCUGUCUAUUGUUGGGGUUUCUACGCAUGAGAGGAACUUGUUAUACAUCACUUUAUACCUUACCUAUCUAACGUCAUCACGGCUUGUACAUUGUAUGGCUGUAUGUAUUCAGUAUCUUAAAGUAUCCUGUUCAUCUAUUGAGCAUGAACACUGCACGCAGGCUUUGCUCUGAUUGUUGGUCAGUAUGAAUUAAUUUGGUAUCAAAACCGAGGGCAGACUAAAGUUCUGUCCUUUUAUUAUUUAUUACAAUGUUAAACCCCACCCCCCACAAUGUCAUUUCACACUGCAUCAGAGCCAAGCGUACAGUAUCUUCCACCUUCUUGUAAUUAAUAAAAGAAACUUUCACAAGUGGCA